AUGAGCGCGACGUUAGCGCUGCUCUCGAUCGCCCCGCGCACCUCCUCUCGCGGCCUACCGCGUCGAUCCGGGGUCGGGGCGCCGCGUCGCAGGCGAGGCGAUCUGGGACGAAACGAUGCCAAGUCAUCACCCUCCGAGUCGUCGCUGAACAACAAGGAGGAGAAGGUGCGGCGACGCCAGGAGGAGGCCGACGCCGUGGAGGCGGCCUGGAGGGAAGGCGGUGGGCUGCUGGACGGCGCCGACGAGGAGUCUGUGGUCCGAACCGUGCGGGGAACGGUGCAGGUCGCCCGGCACUACGAGCAGCUCAUCGAGCAGCAGGUGUUCAACCUGGCCAAGUACGGCGAGGGCGAGGUGCUCCCCGAUACCCACAAGGACCCGGUGUGGGUGGCGCAGAGGCUGUGCAUGCUCCAGAAGCUCACGAACGUCCCGCCGCAGUACGUGCCGGACAUGGUGGGGCAGAGCGGCGCUGGGGUCCUUUCGCUUACGCCGGCGUCCGUGCUCAGAUCCAUGCUCGCGGUGAAGGACCUGGUGCCAAACGGCGACGCGUCUCACAUGGUGCGCGUGGAGCCCGACCUGUUGCUGACCGACACGACGCACCUGGCGUACAGCGGCGGGGACGUGAUGCGGACGCUGAGGGAGAUGCCCAUGCCGGAGCCCUGCGUCCGUCUUCUAGUCACCGAGGAGCCCGGGUUGCUGCUAGGUAAGGGGGGAUUGGUUCGCAUGGAGCAGGUCCGGGACCAGGUCGAGGAGCACAGGGAAAACCUCCGGGCCAUAUGCGAGGGGGUGCCGGACGACGGGUGGCUCGACGUCAGGGCGCAGCGGUGGUUCACAAACUUCUUCUGUGGGUACUAUUGA
This is a messenger RNA of Micromonas commoda, 855 nucleotides long. RefSeq lists its product as hypothetical. NCBI's taxonomy places the organism in Eukaryota, Viridiplantae, Chlorophyta, Mamiellophyceae, Mamiellales, Mamiellaceae. The coding region runs from base 1 to 855 and encodes 284 amino acids. The record is from RefSeq and is a predicted model, not a curated record. The transcript has a single exon.